Molecule: messenger RNA, 1828 nt
Organism: Zingiber officinale
Lineage: Eukaryota; Viridiplantae; Streptophyta; Magnoliopsida; Zingiberales; Zingiberaceae
Product: cell division protein FtsZ homolog 2-1, chloroplastic-like
Exons: 8
Coding region: 136-1542 (468 amino acids)
Biological process (GO): chloroplast fission
Cellular component (GO): chloroplast; cytoplasm
Molecular function (GO): GTPase activity; GTP binding
Source: RefSeq, a predicted model, not a curated record
GAGUUUAGGUCAAAACAGCUUUCGAGUUCUUCGACUAAAUCCUCACUGCAAUACCCUUCUUCUCCCCUUCUUCCUCCGACUUUGCAUCUCGCCUUGCCCUCCCUCUUCGAUUCUUACAAUCCGAUCUCCUCUCAGAUGCGUCCGGGAGCUGUCGAAAUCUUGCAGUCGGCAGUUCUUGUUGGAGGAGCCCUCUCCUCCAGGAAAUGGCCAAGCCGAAUGCCCCCCGGAGAAGGUUCGUAUCGGCGCUUGGGUAUGAGGAACCUUUCGAGCUAUCGUCUUAGAUGUUCUGCGAACUCCAGCGGCUUCGGUUCGUACCGCGACAAAGAUCCGUUCUUACGCCUACAUCCUGAAGUUUCCCUGCUCCGUGGAGAGAGGAGCGAGCCUGUUAAUGGUCCGAUGGAGAAGGCAGGUGCUGCCGUCGUUGAGAAUUAUAGAGAUUCCGUUGCUGAGAGCCACUAUAACGAAGCCAAGAUCAAGGUUAUUGGCGUGGGUGGCGGAGGCUCCAACGCGGUCAAUAGAAUGAUUGAGAGUUCCAUGAAAGGAGUGGAGUUUUGGAUCGUCAAUACAGAUGUGCAAGCGAUGAGGAUGUCUCCUGUCUUCCCUGAGAACCGGUUGCAAAUUGGUCAGGAGCUAACUAGGGGACUUGGAGCUGGCGGGAACCCUGAUAUCGGUAUGAAUGCUGCCAAUGAAAGUAAAGAGUCAAUCGAAGUGGCACUUUCUGGUUCUGACAUGGUUUUUGUCACAGCUGGAAUGGGUGGCGGGACAGGAACUGGUGGUGCUCCUGUAAUUGCUGGAAUUGCUAAAUCCAUGGGCAUCUUAACUGUGGGUAUAGUUACGACCCCAUUUUCAUUUGAAGGAAGAAAGCGCACAGUUCAAGCACAGGAAGGAAUUGCAGCUUUGAGAAACAAUGUUGACACUCUUAUAAUUAUCCCAAAUGACAAAUUAUUGACUGCUGUUUCACCCAACACUCCUGUGACUGAAGCAUUUAACUUGGCUGAUGAUAUUCUUCGACAAGGUGUUCGUGGAAUCUCUGAUAUAAUCACGGUUCCCGGUCUUGUCAAUGUUGAUUUUGCUGAUGUGCGCACAAUUAUGGCAGAUGCAGGUUCAUCUUUAAUGGGUAUUGGUACUGCUACAGGAAAAACAAGGGCAAGAGAUGCUGCACUAAAUGCAAUUCAAUCACCAUUGCUUGACAUUGGAAUUGAACGUGCAACUGGCAUUGUCUGGAACAUUACUGGAGGAAAUGAUCUGACCUUGUUUGAGGUCAAUGCUGCAGCAGAAGUCAUAUAUGAUCUUGUAGAUCCAAAUGCAAAUUUGAUAUUUGGUGCAGUUAUUGACCAGUCACUUGGUGGUCAAGUGAGCAUAACACUGAUUGCUACUGGUUUCAGACGCCAGGAGGAAAGUGAAACUCGAAUGCAGGGAACACAAAUUGGCGUAGAUAAUCUCGGAAUAAGCAGACAGAAAUUGCCUUCCAGCGAAGGCAGUAUGGUAGAGAUUCCCGAGUUCCUAAAGAGAAAAGGGCGUCCACGCUUUCCCAGGAUUUGAUCCUGGAAACUGUUUUUUUUACCUUCGAAAGCUGCUACUUUCCUUUGCCAAUUUUCUCGUCAUUAUAGAUCUCCAUGCCCUUUUCGCUUGUUUUCGAUAAAUAGAAGUGCUUGUAGGCUUGUUUUGUAUAUGUUACUAGGAGACUAGCCAAGCGAUAAUACAUUGUGUUUUGCCUGAUUCUCUCGAUUACUGAAAUUUGUAAAAUAAACAAGUUGGAACAUUAGAGAGCUAAACUCGUUUGGCGAAGUUCACCAAUAAUAUCCGAAAACUCGUUUGAUUUGUAUUA